AUGGGGGCACGUGAAGAGCGUGCAUGCCUCUACUGCUUGGCAAUGCCAUCCCCACAUCGAUUCAGUGAAUGUUCCAAGAAAAAAGCAAAUCAAACCAAGAAGGCUGAGGAGCAAACCAAGAAAGAUGUGCAGAUAGCAAGACUGUCCAUUACGUCUGGCAAGGUGGAAGUCAUCACAGAAG
Sphaeroforma arctica JP610 is the source of this 181-nucleotide messenger RNA. RefSeq lists its product as hypothetical. The record is from RefSeq and is a predicted model, not a curated record. The transcript has a single exon. The annotation marks the transcript as partial. Lineage: Eukaryota; Ichthyosporea; Ichthyophonida.